AAGAGGGGAAAAUAACCUAUUUAGGGUUUCUUUCCUUGAUUGGAGUUCUAUCUUCAGGUAAUCUUUCCCGUUUCUUCUGGAAAUCUAAUUGAUGUUGUCCGCGAUAUCCGGAGGAGCCAAUCGAUUUCCCCUUUAUGUCUCAUUCUUUUCUUUGUUUUUGGGAGAAAUUUUGUUCGAUAUUUCUGGAUAUUUAUAAUUAUUUGGAUGCUAGGGUUGGAAUUUUUCAAAUUGUCUCGUUUGCUUUGGGUGUCGAAAGAUUAGAUUUUUUUUUUGUCCCCCGCUCUAUAUUUGCGUCCUCUCACCCCCCCUUGUAUUGAUUCUUGAAUUUACAUUUGCCUGAUAUGAUAAUAUGAUGUUUCUACUGAUUUUAUAUUCUGCGGAAUUGUUGGAGAUGAUCGACUCGAAAUUUCGGAGAAAUUGGAUGUAUUUUGAUCCAUGUUGUAUCCAAAAUGAGAUUUUUGGGGCUUGCAUUUUAACGAACAAAAAGGGAUUUGUUCAUGUAUAACUAACUAGAAACUGUUCAGAUUACAUCUUUUGCGUAAUUGAUUUAUGUGUGUUUAUUAUUUAUGAUGGCCGUGCCGUCUUAUCACCUUUCCUUGAGAAACAUUUUGAAAUACUGAUUUAAAACUUUUGUCAUUGUAAACGUUAAUGUUUUCAUAUGGCUACCAGAUUUGAUGCUUGUAUUACUGAGUCCAAGUGUUGAACAAUAUCUCAGUAUUCAAAAGCAAGGAUAAGAUUGAAGGGUCGGCAUAAAACUUGAAUCCCUCUCAUCUCCUUUGCUCCUCCGAUGGGAUCAUUUUUGAGCUUUCCAGUUAGCAAGACUCAGGAUGGGGAGCUUUCUGAGUUAUCUCAAAAUGAUGCCUGCAAGAGGCAGAGAAUGUUAUCGAGUUACUAUGAUGAGAACCCGAGACUGAUCCCCGCACUCCCAGAUGAGAUUUCACUGCAGAUCCUGGCAAGAUUGCCUAGAAUUUUCUACUUGAACAUGAAGCGGGUUUGCCGGAGUUGGAAGGCUGCUAUCACCAGCCAUGAAGUUUAUCAUCUGAGAAGAGAACUUGGGAUGACUGAAGAAUGGUUGUACAUACUGACGAAAGUUGAAGAGAAUAAGCUUUUGUGGCAUGCCUUGGACCCUGUGUCGAGAAAAUGGCAGAGGUUGCCACCCAUGCCUUAUGUUCUUAAUGAGGGAGAACCUAAGAGGGUGUUUUCUGGGUUGCGGAUAUGGAAUGUGGUCGGUUCCAGUAUCAAGAUUGCUGAUUUUAUAAGAGGUUUACUCUGGCGGAGGGAUGCCUCGGAUCAUACGCCUUUUUGUGGUUGUGCUGUUGCAGCUGUUGAUGGCUGCCUCUAUGUGUUAGGGGGUUUUUCUGGAGCUUCAAUGAUGAAGUCUGUUUGGAAAUAUGACCCUUGCAUCAACUCGUGGCAGGAAGUGAGUUCCAUGACCAUUGGUAGGGCCUUUUGCAAGACAGCUCUGUUAAAUGAUAAAUUAUAUGUUGUGGGUGGCAUAAAUAGGGGGAGAAAUGGCGUAACUCCUCUACGAUCCGCUGAAGUAUUUGAUCCCCAAACUGGUAUGUGGACACAGUUGCCGAGCAUGCCUUUUUCGAAAGCCCAAAUGAUACCUACUGCUUUCUUAGCUGAUAUACUGAAGCCUAUUGCCACUGGGAUGGCUUCAUAUAGGGGUAGGUUAUGUGUUCCUCAGAGUUUAUACUCAUGGCCAUUCUUUUUUGAUGUUGGAGGUGAGAUCUAUGAUCCAGAGAAUGAUUCAUGGGUGGAAAUGCCAACUGGUAUGGGAGAUGGUUGGCCUGCAAGGCAGGCAGGGACAAAGUUGAGUGUAGUAGUUAAUGGGGAGCUAUAUGCCUUGGAUCCUUCUAGUUCUUUGGAUAGUGGUGAUAUAAAGAGAUAUGACCACCAGGAGGAUGUGUGGAAAGUUGUCAUACAAAGGGUCCCUAUUCAUGAUUUCACUGAUUCUGAGUCCCCAUACUUGCUUGCUGGUUUUCUUGGGAAGCUCCAUGUUGUUACAAAAGAUGAUGAGAACCGUGUUGCAAUAUUGCAGGCUGAUUUGCAGAAACAUAAGCAAUCUUCCCCUUCCACUUCAUCAGCUCCUCCAGCCAACUUCAGACCUGAGAAUCCUGUUUCCAUAGUGGAUAGAGAAACAGACAUCUGGAAGAUAGCUACGGUCGGCAGACACAAAGAUGACGUUUUGUGAAGAGACCAUCCUCCAGCUGGCACAAGUUCAAAUGGAUCAACUAAACAGCCGUAUAAGCAAGCGGAAAGUCUGGGACAAUUAUUUUGUCCAAAUGGCAUGAUUUGAGACUCUUGUAUUUAUAGGAUAGAGUUGGUUUUGCGCUCAUACAUGAUCAUGCUGAAUUCACUUGGUUUUCAGAUGUUCAUUAUCUUUCAAAAUCUGCUCAUGCAUUUAAUAUGCUAGAAUUUUUAUACAUAUUUGAUAGAUCUGUUUGCCUAUCCAAGCACUUUUCCUACUUGUUUGCCUCAGUAAUUGUUAAUAUUUAAUCUUUUCCUCCCCCUGCUGUUAUGCUGAUUGUGGUAAUUUUGUGGCUUAGUCUUGCUUUCAUAUUUUCGCUUGUUGUUGAGAAAUCUUUGGCUUUCUUCACCCGCUGAUCAUAAAGGUUUGGAUUGUGGGACUGUUAAAGAUGUUUGAUAGUCUAUUUUCCUCUGAAAAUUUUGAAGACCCUUGCCAUGUUCAAACACGGCGUCCAACUAUUUAAAUGUUUUCCAUGAUCGGAUUCUGCAUGUUUACAGUGCUUGCCUGUUGACAAAUUCUAACAUAGUCCAAUCAGUUAAAUACAAGUAGUUAUAACUUUUUAAAAAUGUCAGUACUUUCUAAAAAUGUCCCUUUUGUUUCUGUUUAUUCCCCUUAGGGUGGAGAAUGAGAUGGUGGUUCAGUUAUUAUGAGCUGACAUUUAAACAAUCACUUUUCAUAUUAUAUGGUAGAUGCGGUAUCUUAGAUUUUUAGCUUUCGUUAUCUAAAAUUCCAAGAAUUAUAAGAAAUGACUUGGAGGUGAUAGGCAUAUUAGAAGCCUAUCAGAACUUCUAAUAUUUGGUUUUAUGCAUGGGGAAGGUAUGACGAUUGGAAAAAGGGUUCUUGUACUUUUUAGAACUAGAAGAUAGACUCCAGAGAACUUGAAAUGAUGCAUAUUGUUGAUCUCCACAUGGAUCUGAACCUUCAUGAUUCAAUGAGCUAUUUAUAAACCUCUACGUAGAGUGAAGUAACAAAACAUUUGAUUAUCCAAUGAAGUAAACGGCUAGACAAUUUUUUUGGACAUCUGACAGCAGCAAAAUAGUUUGAUUAAAAUAUGCACAUGGUUAAUUUUAUAAGGGAUGCAGAAAUUUGGAUGCCAAAUAAAAAAGGCUGCACUGGGCAAAAUGGAGAAUCAGAUGGUGCUAAAGUAAAUGCAAUAUCUUUAUUAGAAUCUUUUGCCAUUAGUGAGAGUUGUAUCUUGUUUGAAUGAGUAGGAAUAAAAUAUCCUAGUAUCACCUUUAAAUCACAGCCUGCAAUCUCAAUAGUUAUUUUAUUUUUUCCUGUUUCAGGAGAUGGAGUAGUGGGUGCUGUGCUUCAGUGAACUGUUUUUAGAUGAAUCUUAGGCCAUGAAGGCCUAUUUGAACAAUCCAGUAGGAUUGGGCUGGAUUUACUGUUGGAUUCAUGGAUCAGGCAGCCUUUUCGGGCAUGGCCCAUAUCAAUCCAAAACCCUUCUAGCUCGUGUCUCGUUGGAGGGAGAACAAAAGGACCUUCAUAGAUCUUUUUUACUUCCUACAGACCAAUAGACCCACGGACUGGUGAGUUGGGCUGGGCAUGCCUUUAGCAAACUGUGGCUGGCUGGCCAACAGACCCGAAUCCUGCAGGAAUACCAAAACAGUCCUGCAGUAGUAUUUAGUCGAAGGAUCACCUUGUCGCUUGUUGAAGUCUUCACACUUCAGUUUGUGUCUGUCCUAAUUUUUUUAGUGCCUGUUAUGUAUUGCUGAGUUGUUGCUGCAGUUAAUUGAUAACAUGGAUACUCGUUCUCCUUAUAUACAUUUAUGUGCAACCCAGGGCUGCAUCAGAGAGCUUCUGGUAAGAAUGUUUCAGAGAGGGGGAAAGAUCAAAGAUUAUUCAAAUAUGAUUUCCUUGGGGCAUUUAGGGACAACCGGUAGAUGUUGACCUGUUGAAUAUUCAUAUGCUGGAUCAUGGUAAAACAUAGUGGAAUAUAGUUCAUUUUCUAGCUCUUUAUUUGGUUCGGUACUACCUGAUUUCUUUUUAAGUUUUGAUUCUGGGGCAUCCUACCAGUCAUCCAGCCUAUUGACUCUUGUAGCCAUUUUUGAGUACUUGUGAAUUUGUAAGGUGAGGAAUCAUCCCAAGUGGGAGGCUGAAGAUAAUAAGUGUACUUUUUGAUGAGUGUGUGGUGUUUCAUGGAAUCGAUGGCUUGACAGCUUUGAUAUACAAAA
Messenger RNA from Elaeis guineensis (African oil palm), 4431 nucleotides. The record is from RefSeq and is a predicted model, not a curated record. Lineage: Eukaryota; Viridiplantae; Streptophyta; Magnoliopsida; Arecales; Arecaceae.